Molecule: messenger RNA, 1226 nt
Organism: Syzygium oleosum
Lineage: Eukaryota; Viridiplantae; Streptophyta; Magnoliopsida; Myrtales; Myrtaceae
Product: PR5-like receptor kinase
Exons: 1
Coding region: 40-957 (305 amino acids)
Biological process (GO): protein phosphorylation
Molecular function (GO): ATP binding; protein kinase activity
Source: RefSeq, a predicted model, not a curated record
GCAGCAUCAGGAGCUGGAUUUGGGAUUGCCCUUAUAUUGAUGCUUUCCUUCAGGAAGAAACCAAUGAUCAGAAGAAUAAUGGGUUUGAUAAAGCAGGAGAGUGAACAUUACGAUGGCGAAAUGAAAAUCGAGGGACUCAUCUCUUUGAAAAGAUACACCUACAAAGACAUCAAAAGGAUGACCAACUCUUUCGAAGAAAAGUUAGGCCAAGGAGGCUAUGGCUGCGUGUACAAGGGCAAGCUUCGAGAUAGUCAACUUGUGGCGGUGAAGCUUCUAAAGAAGCUGACAGGUGAUGCAGAAGAAUUUUUCAAUGAAGUUGCGAGCAUAAGCAGGACUUCUCAUGUCAAUGUUGUCAACCUCCUGGGGUUUUGUUUAGAAGGAAGCAAAAGAGCGUUGGUUUAUGAGUUCAUGCCCAACGGAUCACUCGAAAAGUUCAUAUUCAGUAGGAGUAACACUUUGGAGGUAGAUCAACAAUUGAGUUGGGACACAUUGUACCAGAUUUCGCUUGGCAUAGCUCACGGGCUAGAGUACUUGCAUAGAGGAUGCAACACAAGGAUCUUGCACUUCGACAUAAAGCCUCACAAUAUUCUUCUUGAUGCAAACUAUUGUCCUAAGAUUUCCGACUUUGGUCUUGCCAAAAUAUGCCCAAGAGAAGAGAGCAUCGUGUCAAUGCUAGGUGCCCGGGGCACUACCGGAUACAUUGCUCCGGAGCUGAUCAUUAGGAACAUCGGAGGGGUUUCUCAUAAAUCGGAUGUCUAUAGUUAUGGCAUGAUGGUUCUGGAGAUGGUCGGUAGGAGGAAAAACAUUGAGGUCAUGGUAGAUCGUACUAGCGAAAUAUACUUUCCUCAUUGGGUCCACCGACGCUUGGAGCUCCAAGAAGAGCUUGGGCUACAUGGGAUCACAAAUGAGGAGGAAGAAGGAAUCGCGAAGAAGAUGAUUAUAAUAGCCUUAUGGUGAAUUCAGAUCGAUCCCAGAGCUCGACCAUCUAUGACCCAAGUUGUGGAGAUGCUAAAAGGAAGCGUUGAGGCCUUGCAAAUUCCUCCCAAACCAACCCUGUCAUCUCCCUCAAGAUUGCUCACGGCUUGUCCUUGUGAAAGUUCAUCUACGCGAGAGAGUAAUGACUCGAAUUUGGGUUAUUCAAUAUCAGUUAUAUCAAAUUGACAUAGUUUGUAAUAGAGUAUUAUUUAGAAAAAAAAAACAAUCGUGACUAUUGAACUGUUGACAAA